Lactuca saligna is the source of this 978-nucleotide messenger RNA. The record is from the annotation of a GenBank genome assembly. NCBI's taxonomy places the organism in Eukaryota, Viridiplantae, Streptophyta, Magnoliopsida, Asterales, Asteraceae.
AUGAACGCGCGUUCCUUAGUUACAAGCGGGAAAAGAAAAGCCAAAAAAUUAGAAAAGCCCGCUACCCUCCCUGCCCUAAGCAUUUUCACGCAUCUUUCAUUCUCCUCACACUGUUGUGCAACUUCUCAAUUACGACGUCAUCUCCAUCUCUCGACUUCAUCAUCUCAAUCAAGAAAAAGGGCUUCUAAGACUCGCUCAAUUGCUAAAAGCCUGGGAUUUGCUAGCUUCUCUCUCAACACCACCACACUUCUCUUUCUCGCCACCAUUACCACCGCCCAAACUCCAACUCCAACACCACCGUCACCGCCACCAACAUCCGAUUCCUGCAACGGCAUCUACUUAUCCUACACUUACACAUCUGGAUCCAAGCUCCCACCAAACCGAACAUCAAAUCAACCCUACCGCUUUGAAUCAACCCUCAGAGUCCUCAAUAACGCCGACAAAGAGCUUAAAUCAUGGAGGGUGUUUGUGGGUUUUCAGCAUGAUGAGUACUUGGUAUCUGCUUCUAAUGCUGUAAUUGCUGAUGGGUCUGCUACUUUUCCGGGUCCAGUUGGAAACGACACCGUUUUUGCUGGAUUUCCAAGUGUUGAUCUCAAGACUGCUAUUGAAACUGCUGGAGAUGUGAAUCAGAUGUCGGUUGAGGUCGAUUUUGUGGGUACGCAGUUCGGAGUCGACUCGCCCGCUGUUCCUAUGCCUUCAAAUAUUUCUCUAGUGAAUGAUGGCUUUAUUUGCCCUAGACCUUCUAUGCAAGUGACUAAAGAUUCAAGUGCAUUAGUUUCACCAUAUCCAAGACCCCCUCUCUUAGGAUUUGUCCAUGUGGAAGAUUGCAAGAUCCAUAAACUCCAAAUCACCACCCAGAAGAGGAAUUUGACUCGUCACUUGGAUCAAGAAGAGGAAAUUCUACCAAAAUCAGUAUGCCUUCUGCAACCAGCUUUUAACAGCCCCAGCUACUCCUCUCUUCCCUUCACUGGAAUCUGA